CCUUGUAUAAACAAGCAUGGCGGGUGCUGUUGGACAGGAAGCGAUUGAAAAAUAAACAUGGUUUUACACAUAUCCUCCUGGUAAUCAUGGAGGUAAGAUAGUUUAAACAAUUCUUUAUGAAUCUUUUGAGUUUACUGUGCACUGUAGGUUUCUGACCUUUUUAUACAAUUGUCAUAAGGUCUAUUGAUGUGAUGCGUAUCUGAAAAUGAAAUGCAUCAUUCUUCACAUCCGUUCAUAAGUUGUUAAAAUCGAUAAAUUUAUUAUUAUAGUGUAAUAUUUUGUACUGUUGGCGAUCAUUCGUACAAGAAAGAUUUGAAAUUGUUUAGCUUAUGAUUAUUUUGAUAUAUUGCUUAGCUUUUAAACAGUCUUGAACCGUUGCACAUCAAUGGCUGCGGACAAUUAAUUACAGGUUACCGCGGUUUAGCGGCCGCGAACAGUUACUAUAAAUAGACGAUCGCCUGAAACUCGAUAUGAGCGUCAGAUCGAGAUAGACACCAUAGAUAUUAUGUGCUGCUUUGUUUGCUUCCCAGUCCUUACUAUUGCUCAGUUGUUGCCAUUUGUGUUUAAUCAGUAGAUUUAUUAACUAUGAAAUUACUUUGAUAGUAGCAUGGAUUUUUACUGUAUAAAGUAAGUGUAUUUACUUUUACAUGGUCACAUAAACAAAAUUUUUUUAUUUUCUUUAAGAGAAGUUCUUUUCAGUCAUAGUGGACAAAAUGAAUCGUUAGUAAGUUGCAUAUCGUUAUAAGUUGAAUGUUCUGACUGUCAUUCGAUGUGUAUUUCGUUUCAUCAGAAAAGUAUGCCAAAAUGAGUGCUGAAGAUCCCUCACUUCAGUUUCCUCUUCAUGUGAGCACAGAGGAUGAGGAGUUUGUGAUCGAGAAAGAAGGUGAUGAUCCCACGAGUCCAUCAGGAUCCCAUUUUGAUGAUCAAGGAUUUUUAUCCAAUGAGGACCAAAUAGGAGGAGUUCGACUGAAGAGACGACGGCGGUGUGGACAGUGUGGGCCUUGUCAGGUCAAAGAAAACUGUAACAAGUGUCACUACUGUGUCCGCAAGGAUGUCCUAAAACAGACUUGUGUGUACCGAAAGUGUGUGUACCUCAGAUCAAAGCCCAAGCCUUAUUCCAGGCAGCCAAAGGAGGUCAUUCCCCUCAGUCAGCGACCUCUUCUUACCUCUCCACCCACUGAUGUUCCCCGACCAACCUCUCAGCAGGUCACUUCCUUAUUUCCUGAUAACAAUGGACUCGCUAAAACUCUGAUGCCAAAUAACACUGUGUCCUCUCCUCCUUUGCCUUUUCCAUUUGGGUUGCCACCAGGACCCACACAGAUUGAAUCAAAAUUCAAACCACCUCCCACAAGUGUUGCUCCUGAUAUUUUUAGCAAUGCAAGUGAGCUCAAGAGUCCAAAUCCAAUCUCAUCCCUACCAGGACCAAUGAACAACCAUCAGCCACCAUUGAUACAAAGCCUCACUAACAAUUCCAUUAGUGCACAGUUUUCAGAUUUCAGCAGUUCAUCAUUUCCACGAGCACCUAUUCAUGUUCCUCUGCCUCACUCUAUUCGAGAAUCUCCAUCACUAAUGCAUUACCCGGGUUAUGGCAGAUCCAUGGUUAAUGAACCACGGCCUGAAAUGCAGUCCCCGUGUAUGUAUUCACCCUCUCCACUUCGUCCACCUCUUCCUAGUUCUGUGUCACCAAUGACUAUGCCCUUUGAACGUAAUCCAGUUGGAGGAUACCUGGACAGACCUCCCAAUGGACCUACUUACUUACCCAAUAGUUCAGACUUGUAUAGACCAUUUACAUCAAUACCAUCGGCCACUCCAGGAUAUCCCUAUUCUACACAGUCCAGGUACUCCCAUAAUGCAGCGGUAUACCCAACUGCUUCAUCAAUACCAGGGUACUCAGGUCUUGGAAUGCACCCUCCUUUGCAUCCGUCGGCAAUGUCGGGCAAUGGGCCACAUUAUGGAGCAUUUCAGACACCCUCUUUUCCCUCAAAUCAAUCUAUCGGGUGUCCAAAAAACGGGCAAUGCCCUCCUGCAUCCCAGAUUUUGGAUACCCCACUGAUGCAGGAGAGGUAUGGGUCUACCCACAAUUCCAAGGACAGUGUCAGUUCUAAGAACAAUUUAAAAAAGACAAAGAACUCGGAAGCACAUUGUCCUGCUGAUGAAUUGGAAUUGGCAGAACACACAAGAAGUGUAUUCAAUCUGACUGAGCGGAGGAGGCGAAGUUCAUCUUCCUCAGACUAUUGGGAAUUUUUGUCGCGGAAAGACAGGCAAAAGCUUCCAUCAAUCCCAUCAGCCCCAAAUUUCUGUGGAAAUAUGCCAUGGGACAUGUUUAAUAUUUAUAGUUGGGGCAGACGACCGGCAUCUGUUCUUAGUGAUGAUACCAGUCAUGCAAGUGUAACUUCGUCAGAUUUUGAAUGCGACAUCAUUGGCAUAGAUGAUUUACAAAUCAAUGCUAUGAUACGCUCCGAUGGUUGUAACAGUAUUGAGAUAGAGUUUGACGGUCGCGCAUCAGAAACUUCAGGAUUGAUCACCAAACCAGGGAAUCCAGGAUCUAGUCAAAACAGUGAAAAUGAAACAGAGUGCCCAACACCUGUGAAAAAGAUCUACAUUCAGGGGUCAGUCCAUUUGAAGCAGGAUCUAGGUGAUGAAGGAAUUAUUCAGCUGGAACUCCCAGGGAACAAAGUGACGAUAGAAAAUGCAUGUCUUGACAGUGAACUGGCUUCAUAUUCAUGUGAUUUAGACGGUUUACUGGACUUUAUCAGGAAGGAACCAGACUUGGAAUAUGUGGAUUGAUAGUAAUGCAUAAGUAAUUGAUGAUAUUCAUCAGUUGUUUCCUCAUUAAUAAUUUUCACACUGCUGAAGUUUGGACAAAAUGUAGAAUUUUUUUCUUUAAAAAAUUGCCAGAUUUUUUUCUUCCUCAACUAUUGGAAAAUCUAUAUUUAUUUUUCUAUCUUUGAUAUAUAUAUAUCUAUUUCUAUUUCUAAACACAGAUUUCUAAUUUUUAUACAUUUCUUCUAAUAUUGCAAAAUUAAUUAUUUUUCAUUCACCCUGAUUUGAUUUGAGUUGUAUAUUUUGACAACACUUCCCAAGAUGCAUAAUUCUAUAAAAAGAAGAAAAUUACAUUGAGGACCUGUUGAUAAUGAAAUAAUGUUUUGUAAUCAAUGAACGGAUAUUACGAAGCAGUUUUGAUUGUGGCUGAAAACCUGUAUAUUAACGGUAUCUGAUUCCAGCUACUUCAGUGGUCAUUUUCAAUAUUUUAGAAACUGAAUAUCAUAGUAGACAGAAUUAGUUGUGGUAGGAAUAGCAACAUUACAACAUUAAUUACUGCAUGCAUUUUAUCAAAGCUUUAUUAGUUAUUUGUAAUCUGAUGUUUUGUUGGAGAAAUUAGACUGUAAAUAUACGGUAAGCAUGGGACAUGAUAAUUAUGUAUUUGUUAUUCUCUGUGUUCUUAAAAGAGCUAAAGAAAGGUAUUUUCUUUUUGUAUACAAAUGUUUCGUUUGUAAUUCCAUGGUAAGAAAUGUUCAAAAUUUGAUUAUUUUUUUUAAAAAUGGCAGAGGCGUAUUGUUAAUUUUUGUUAUAUCAUGAUGACCAUGUGUCUGUCUAUUCUGUGUGCAUCAUGGAAUUGGUAGAUGUUCCAUUCAGUGCUUGUGUGGACUUUAUUGGUUUCUCGAUUCACAGUUUCACAAGUUCUAUUGUAACUAUGAAGGUGAGGAAUCGUGUGAUGCAUCGUAUGACAAAACAGCAUAACUUGGCUUUCAUGUUGCUAAAAAUAUCAGGAAGUGUUUUCCUAUAAUGAAUUUUCAUGAUGUAGAAAAUACAUGCAACACGCUGAUUGGAGCCUCUACAGUGUCUACCAAAAUUCUACCUCAGCUGUCGAUACCAAGAGCGAUAGAUAAAUUGUGUUUUGUGUUGUGGUACAUGAUCAACUAAUUCAGCUUAGUAGGGGAUAAUUGUAGUGAAAUGUUUUAUUUUUACCAUUUUAUAUGUUUUUGAUGUUGUGUUCUACAAAAUAUCGCUGAUGUAAUGGGCAUAAACGUAAGUCUAGUGUUAUUGUGCUUAUUGUCGUGUAAUAGUUAUUUAUUUGAAUUAAUUUGAUUUUGAAUUUAAAGCGACCUUUAACUAUACAUGAACUACAUGUAGUUUGGGUCUUUAAAAUUACAGAUCGUAUUAUGGUAUGGCGCUUCUGCAUGUCUGUCUGUCAGCACAUUUUGGGUCUCGGAUGAAAUUAGCACUUUUAAGGCUGUUCCCAAGAAUUAAAGGAAGAAGCCUACAUAUUUUCAAGGUCACAUGAAUAAUUUUAUAUGCACAAAAAAAUUAAAACAGUACUUGAAAUGCUAGGAUAAUCAAACCUGAUACAUGUAAUCAACCAUUAUAAAUGCGUAUUAGUCUGCAUGUCUAUCUUUCACUAGUGUAGCAGGGCCCUAGUGGGCAGUCUGCACUAUCAAUCUACACCAUUGUCUAUCUUUCAGACAGCACCUUGUGGGUAAGAUAAAAACAGUACUUAUAAGGCCAGGGUAAUCAAACUUGGUAUACAUGUUCCCAAUGAUUAGGGUGAAGACACGUAUUGUUUUUCAAGGUCAAAGGUCAAACUUACAUGGGCAAUUUUAUAUGCACAAAACAAGAUAAUGCUAAUAAGGCUACGAUAAUGAAACCUGGUACAUGUUCCCUAUGGUGAGAGGAAGUUCUCAAGUGUACUUUCAUGGGUAAUCAUGAUAAAAGUAUAUUUUGAGAAGUUAAAUGAUGUUGUUUUUGAAGACUAAUCUUUCUUCAAUUUGAUAUUUAACAAAGCCAUUUUAGAAAUAAUCCCCCCCCCCCCCCCCCCCCCCCCCCAAUACUCUCCAAUUUUAGAGAAAGUGCCAAAAGAACACAGUAGCUGUCGGGGGCCAUUUUUUGACCAAUACAUGUUUAUUUGGAUGUUAUUGUUUUUCUUUGAUUUCUGUUGGAUGGGCGUAUUUUGCAUUGUGGGCGUGGCUUGUUAUCCUUGUGACAGUAAUGUGUACAUAUGAAUUCUUAAUAUAUCUACCUUAGUUUGCAGAUUGUUUAAAAAUGAUUUCCAGAUUAUUAUUUUUUGAUAGAUGAUAUGAUCUUGGAUGUUACAAAGUCAUAAUACAUUUCAUACUGUUAAUGGAUUUUGUUGAAAAAAAAAUCCAUGUAAAAUAUGUUAAAUACAAAAACCCAUAUUAAAUGCAAGAACUCAAAUGAUCUGCAAAAGUGAAACAUGAUCUUCCUGAAAUUUUGCAAAACACAAAUAUGCCAUCCAUGUGUAGAUAAAGUAUGUUUUAAUCUAGUCCAUAAUGGUUGUGAAUAUUUGUAGAUGUUAUUAAUUUGCAAAAUAAUUUAAUAUGUAUUGCAAUUUAUCUGCUGAAAAACACAUAAGUAAUUACAUGUUUAAGAAAGUUUGCUUCCUUGUUUAGUGUCAACCACAAGUAAAAAAUAAUGUGAACUAAGAGGAUCGUAGGGCUUUUCAUUGGGACACCUUUGGCAUAAUGGUUUGUGUUUUUAUUCUUUACACUUGUCAUGUUCCUAUUCAUGAAAUACACGUUUCAUCUACCGUGCAAUGCAUAUACUCUUACCCAGUUUUAGGGUGUUGUAAUUUAUACAAAAUGUAAAUAAAUUAAUCAUCUUGA
Ostrea edulis (European flat oyster) is the source of this 5621-nucleotide messenger RNA. RefSeq lists its product as uncharacterized. Gene Ontology annotation, molecular function: zinc ion binding; DNA binding. Lineage: Eukaryota; Metazoa; Mollusca; Bivalvia; Ostreida; Ostreidae. The record is from RefSeq and is a predicted model, not a curated record. The transcript is spliced from 2 exons. The coding region runs from base 805 to 2787 and encodes 660 amino acids.